This is a messenger RNA of Rosa rugosa (rugosa rose), 974 nucleotides long. RefSeq lists its product as uncharacterized. The transcript has 4 exons. The coding region runs from base 178 to 591 and encodes 137 amino acids. The record is from RefSeq and is a predicted model, not a curated record. Lineage: Eukaryota; Viridiplantae; Streptophyta; Magnoliopsida; Rosales; Rosaceae.
GACCAAUUGGAUUUCGUGCAGUCCACAGUACUUCACUUCUUCUAUCUGUACUCCACUCUCUCACUUCCCAUCCACUCCACUUUCUUCUUCUUCUCUUCCAAACCCAGAAACUCAAAAUCCACAGAGAUCCCACCAACCACUUUCCUCUUGUUUCUGCUCCAAAUCAAACACACCCAGAUGGCUAUCAACCGAGACUCCACUCCCCCUCCAAAGAUCGGCAAGAUUGGGCCUUACACUGUGUUCAUGACUCCACCCUCCACUCCAAAACCACCAGAAGAACAACAACAACAGCAGCAACAGCAACAGCCCAUCUUUGAUUCUCCCAAGAAAGUUGUCCUGCCUCCGGUUCAGCCGCCGCCUCAGCAGUUUGUGAAGCCGGUCGCCGGCGAUGGCUCUGUUGCUGGGUUCUUCAAGAAUGCUGUCACUAAAGUUCAGAAUGCACAUUCGAGUUUGGAUGAUCACUUGGCGCGCUGGUUUGGGUUGAACCAGUCAAAGUAUCAGUGGGCACUUGAUGAUUAUUAUGAAAGCAAGGGAUUGGAAAAGGGCAAUGCUAAAGCACAAGAGGUAUCUAGCAAAAUGCAGAGUGUAUAACAUCCUUUCUUGACAGAAUUGACUGCAAGAGAGAGCUCGUGAACUCUUAUUCUGAGUAUACAAUAUUUAUAGUAUAUAUGGAGUCGCAGAAAUGCAGUUGAGUAUGUGUAGAGUACAACCAGCAUCUGGGGCUCUGGUUAAUGCAAUUCUCUACCUACUGAAACGGCUAAGUUUGGUUGUCUAACAGUUUCUAAGCCAUGUAAUAUCAUUUAAAUCUCUAGUUUUCAGCCAAACUUGUGUUUUUUUCACUCCUUAAGCAGUUAGCUGAUGUAUUUCAGUUUAUUGAUUUUGUACCUUCAGCUUGUUGGUGUAUUUGUAUUUUCUGUUGAAGCCAUUGUUUGCAACUUAUGAUUUCAAGAGAUUAUCAUUUUUUCUUGUUGGCA